AUGCAAGGUCUUCAGAUUCCUGAGGAUGACCUCCAGUUUGAUACCCUACUCGUUGGGCGGUUCAGAAAAUGUUCAGUUUUCCAAGGUGGCAUCCAGCCCACGCGCCUUGUGGUCGAGCGGACAUCCGUUUACGUCCGCCAGAAGAUCCAGCUGGGAACGAGUCGCGUGGCCUCCUAUUCUGUGAGUCAAGCCACCUGCCGCGCAACAGAGGCUGCCAUAAAGACUGCUGAAGUUGCUUGCGAUACCUUGCGGAUAGACAGAAAGGAAAACUGGUUCGCUUGGAUCUUCCCUUCGCCACUGAAAACCCUCUAUAACUACACACUCGGUCCUGCUUUGGCUAAUACCACUCGGCAGCUGCGCAACGGAAGGCGAACUGUAAGGGCUUUGAGGCGUUCUGGCGCGGUGCACACGGCUGUUGAGAACCGUAUCAAACGCCGCAGGAAGGUUUCUCCCCGCAAAUCUACGAAGGACCAGCCCAGUAGUGGUCUGUGGGCGUGGCUAACUAGUUUCUUGGCCGUGUUUGGCUUGGCUUCAAGUCCCGCUCACUUCUCCCCGGCGGAACUCCCGAAGCUCGACCGCGAACUGACCUCCAGCCCCAAGAAGCAGGAGGGAACUACAGAGGACAAGAAGAGGAAGCUUUCUGACGUGGAAACGGAAGACGCCACCUCGGUCGAGGAAAUGAGUCACUUGGACCUUCUUCACGACAUGGAAGACUACCGUUCAGAUGAGGACCCUGACUAUUCGCCAAGCGAUACCUCCACCGACAGCCUCGAGUAUAGGUCGACGGACCACGAGGAGAGCGAGGCGCCCUUCACCGAGGACGACUUCAAGAAGGAACCCACGAAGGCCAGCGAAGGAGAACCUCGGUCCUCUGGGGCGGCGGCGCCCCCGGGAGGCGAAAACGGCCAGGUGACGACCAAGGUGUCCCUGACGGUGGUCUCCGCGGAGGACAAGCCCGCGGAAGGGGACGCGGCCGAGGUUGCGAAGCCGGCGACGGAGGUGGAGUAGGGAUGAGGAUAGUAUUGUUAUGACAUUUAUAUAGGGAGUUUUAUUGUAUUUUUAAUAACUAGUUUACUUCUAU
This is a messenger RNA of Penaeus indicus, 1081 nucleotides long. RefSeq lists its product as uncharacterized. The transcript has 7 exons. Bases 1 to 1008 code for a protein of 335 amino acids. NCBI's taxonomy places the organism in Eukaryota, Metazoa, Arthropoda, Malacostraca, Decapoda, Penaeidae. The record is from RefSeq and is a predicted model, not a curated record.